This is a messenger RNA of Episyrphus balteatus (marmalade hoverfly), 1301 nucleotides long. It is a transcript of the gene mRpS31, whose product is annotated as 28S ribosomal protein S31, mitochondrial. The record is from RefSeq and is a predicted model, not a curated record. The transcript has 3 exons. Bases 105 to 1238 code for a protein of 377 amino acids. Gene Ontology annotation, molecular function: structural constituent of ribosome. NCBI's taxonomy places the organism in Eukaryota, Metazoa, Arthropoda, Insecta, Diptera, Syrphidae. Gene Ontology annotation, cellular component: mitochondrial small ribosomal subunit.
UUCAUCCCAUUUUUCUGACAUUUCGCAGGCUCAGCUGAAAAUUUUGUGCAUAACCAUCAUCUAAAAAAUUUAAUAAAUUUAUUAAAAAAUAAAAUAAAAUAAAAAUGUUAAUUAUACGAAGAUUUCAAGAUCUAACUUUGAGAACACUUGCUGUUCGUUCCAACCUCAUCGUGCGAGAUUUCAGUGAUCGCAAAAAAGAUGAUAGCGACAGUAGUGACAGCGACCGGGAAGACAAGAAAAAACCCAGAAAACAACCAAUCAAAGAAGAAACUGCCGCAGAACGUUUGAACAAACUUUUGUCCACCAUGAAUUCCGAGGAUAAUACACAAAUUGUUAAAAAUAUAAACAUGGCAAAACCAGGUGGUAGUAAGAAACGCUCAAAGGCAGAAGAUGAAUCCAAGGAUGUUGUGGAGGCGGCAAAGAAUGUUGCCUCGCUGUUGGGAGAAGAAAAUCAAAAACAAACUGAAGCCGAACUAUUGAAUAAGCUUUUGAAUCCGAAUGGAACUCCUCCGACGACACAAUCAACUAAAGAAGCUACCGAUCCAAAUGAAUUGAGUUUGAGUGACCUAAUUGUGGGAAUGAAGAUUGAUAGGCGCCAACCGGCCAUAGAAUACUCUCGAAGCGAAUUCGUUCGAAAGAGUCUUGCACCUGCCCGACCUGACCAAAGUCGAGACAGAUCUGUUAACCGAGGAAGAGGUGGCAAAAAUCAGCAUCAACAACAACAACAGCAACAACAUCAACGACAACCAGAGCCAAACACUGGUAGUGUCAACCUAUUUGGUGCCAAGCCAUUAGAUAUAUUCAAGGAUCCCAGUAAACUUCGUGACUCUCCCGAUAUGAUCCAAACAUGGGACCAUCUUCACCAACACGAACUCAAACUGGCCAUUACCCAUCCCCCAGCAAACUACUUCCAGAAAAUGGCCCUUUGGACCGAACAAGGCAAGCUAUGGAAAUUCCCCAUUGACAACGAACAAGGCAUGGACGAAGAACACGCCACUGACUUUUCCGAACACAUUUUCCUUGAACAACAUUUAGAACCAUGGUGUCCAACCAAGGGACCUAUUCGUCAUUUCAUGGAAUUGGUGUGUGUGGGUCUCUCAAAGAAUCCCUACAUUACUGCCAGAGAGAAAAAGGCUCACAUUCUCUGGUAUCGUGAUUAUUUCGAGGACAAGAAAGAACUCCUUAAAGAAAUCAUCAUACCCCAAAAGGAAACUCCAAAAACUGUCCCAUCUAGUUAAGUUUGUUGUUGUAAUUGAAUAGAGAAAAAUAUAUAUAAAUUCAUAUUCGAACGUUCUGAUACA